This is a messenger RNA of Hyla sarda, 2073 nucleotides long. Its product is annotated as oocyte zinc finger protein XlCOF7.1-like. The record is from RefSeq and is a predicted model, not a curated record. The transcript has 7 exons. Lineage: Eukaryota; Metazoa; Chordata; Amphibia; Anura; Hylidae. Gene Ontology annotation, biological process: regulation of transcription by RNA polymerase II; central nervous system development. Gene Ontology annotation, molecular function: RNA polymerase II cis-regulatory region sequence-specific DNA binding; DNA-binding transcription factor activity, RNA polymerase II-specific. The coding region runs from base 99 to 1541 and encodes 480 amino acids. Gene Ontology annotation, cellular component: nucleus.
UGACUGUGACAUCAUGGCAGGUGGUGUAAGCACAGGGUUUCUCCAUCCCAGGAUCCUCUGCUGAUAUCUUCUGUAUAAGAGAAGUUUCCUGAUCAACCAUGGAGAGAGACAGGAACAAGAUGGCCGACAGGAUAAUAGACCUCACCCUAGAGAUACUCUUCCGGCUUACUGGAGAGGAUUACACAGUACUAAAGACAUCCUCUAGUAGGCGCUGUCAGGCCACUGUGGGUAAAGAAUGGGGAAGAACCGUGAGCCCGCUCCCGGAAAUGGAGGAACAGAAGAUCCUAGAACUCAUCAACAAGAUGAUGGAGCUGCUGACUGGAGAGGUUCCUAUAAGGUGUCAGGACGUGGCGGUCUAUUUCUCCAUGGAGGAGUGGGAGUAUGUAGAAGGACACAAGGAUCAGUACAAGGAUCAGGUGAUGAUGGAGGAUCAGCAGCCCCUCACAUCAGCAGUCAGAUCCAGUAAGAGAACAGCAGCAGAGAGGUGUCCCCGUCCUCUUCUUCCACAGGAUCAGGAUCAGGAAAAAGAUCUGAUCUAUAUUAAUGCUACAGACAUAAAGGAAGAAGAAGAGACAGAUGUGAGCGGUGAUGAGCAGUAUAAGGAGGACAUUCCUACAGGUAACCAUCCUGAUUCUUGUACCAGGAGAUCAGAGGAGAAUCUUAUAUCUUCAUAUUAUAAAGCAGAUGAUGAUAUCACACAAGAUACAUAUGAAGAACAUUCCAUUAUCCCAGAUACACCCUCAGCCCUUCACAGACAAGAUCUCUCAUCUCAUCCUUAUAUACAGGUCCUAUCUUCUCAUUCGUCACAGACUGUUAUACAAAAUAAAGUUUACAGAAAGGGCUAUGAACAUGAAAAAGAUGACACAGGAGCAAAGCCAUAUUUGUGUUCUCAAUGUGAGACAUGUACUCAGCUAUUAAGUGUAAGACAUGGAACUCAGAAGAAGCUAUAUUCAUGUUCAGAAUGUGGGAAACAUUAUAGUGAAAAAUUACUUCUUGGUCUACAUCAAAGGAUCCACACAGGGGAGAAGCCCUUUUUAUGUUCAGAAUGUGGGAAAUGUUUUACUCGGAAAUCAUACCUUACUGAGCACGAAAGGAUUCACACAGGGAAAAAGCCAUUUUUAUGUUCGGAAUGUGGGAAAUGUUUUAGUAGAAAAUCCCAUCUCAUUGAUCAUCAGAGAAUUCACACAGGGGUGAGACCAUUUUCCUGUUCAGAAUGUGGGAAAUGUUUCAUCUAUAAAACGCAUCUUGUCGAACACGAAAGAAUACACACGGGAGAGAAGCCGUUCUCGUGUUCAGAAUGUGGGAAACGUUUUAUUUCUAAAUCACAUCUUGGUAGACACGAAAAAACUCACACAGGGGAGAAGCCGUUUUCAUGUAGCAUAUGUGGAAAGUCUUUUAACCAAAACUCAACUCUUAUUAUACAUCAGAGAACUCACACAGGGGAGAAGCCAUUUUCAUGUACUGUGUGUGGAAAAUCUUUUAACCAAAAGUCAGCUCUGACUGCACACCAGAGAACUCACACAGGAAAAUCUUUUACAUGACCGGAAUGUGGGAAAGGCGCUACCUACAAAUUACAAAAGACCAAAUAAUUCAUAUGGUGAUUUAGCAAUUUCCUUUUAUUUAUUUUUUAUUUUUUUUUUAACUUAUUUUACAAAAAACACAACCCUUACAGUCAAAGUCACAAGAAAAGUGGAAAACUAUUAAAACGUUACUGUUGUUAGAAACAACUUUUUUCCAUUUAAUACUUCCAUAAAAACUAAGUAUUUUCCUAAUAUACUUCAUUAAAAAAUUUGAUUGCUAAAGAUUUGAAAAACAGGUUUUAAAAAAUGGCCACUAGGGGUCUCAGUCUUUAAAUUUUGCAAAUGAAUCCAGAAAAUUUAGCCUUUUUGGUCCUUUUUUUUUUAAAAAGGACCAAAAUCUAUCAGGGGCCUGCAGUCUUUAAGAAGAGAAGCAUUCACAUGCACAGUUACACACAAUACAAGGUGCUAAACUAUUAUUUAUAUGCAAAAUGGUUUCUAUUUGGUCAUUUUAUGAACUUAUGUCUUGUGUAUUUGCCUCACAUAGGUUCUACAU